Molecule: messenger RNA, 2050 nt
Organism: Moneuplotes crassus
Lineage: Eukaryota; Ciliophora; Spirotrichea; Euplotida; Euplotidae
Source: the annotation of a GenBank genome assembly
UAAGGAUGGGUUUGAAGGUUUUGUAUAGGAAUAGAAGGAAGAGUUAUAGAAGAGUGCCUAGUCUUGCACAUAAAAAGCCCAACUCACUCUCAAAACCAAGACAUAAAUAGACGAAAACAGAGUACAAAAGACGAAGCCUUCGAUAAUGUCUAUGGCAGCAAUUGACACCAACCUCCGCCUCCAAAUCCAUCAAGUUUUGCCGAUCCUGGCUCUUCAACGUUCCAAAGCACAUCUACCAAUUGAAAUGCCUACAGCUCAGGAGAUAGCUCGAUCUACAGCCCAAAUAAGAAUAUUACUGAUACAUUUGGAGAGAAUCCUGAUAAAUUUAAACGCAAUGGAGGCAAGCGUUUCUCUCCAAUAAAGUUCAACAAGCGGAAGUGUUAUGACUUCGUUAGAUCUAACUCCAAACAAACCAAAGCAACCCAAAAGAUCAAAUUACAGAAAGUUGCUCAAAUGAAAUUGUUCAAGGGACCUUUCUGAAAUGACCACCAGAGCAGCCUGAGCAGUAGCCGGAAGACCACUGAGCGUAUGUACAAGCCUCAUUCCAGGAGGAGCCAUCGGAGUAAAAGUAGUAUUGGGAACUAUUCCUCUCAAAAUUCCCUAGAAGGCAAAUAAAAUCCCUAUAAUCAACAAAUACUCAGAGUACUUCGACCUUGAAAAGAAGCAGAGUAGUUACAAAAAUAAAAUCAGAAAUAAAGUUGCACAGAGCUUUGCAGAUAUGUUCUUCGAAAACCAAAAGGUUUUCAAAAAUGCUCUACUUAAAUUCAACGUCGCCACACAUUGUUACGAAGAGAAUGUCAAGCCAAAAGUUAAGAAAAAGUCUGCAAGGAGAAACAAGCUUGUCAAGUCGCAAUCUAAGCAGAAAAUUGUACUCAAAAUCCCAACUAUGAUAUCCGUCUGUAUGGAGAAACCAAUCUUGAAUAUUGAAAAAUCACAGAAAUCUGAGAAAUUAUCUGAUUCCAGUGAAAACUCUGAUAGUCUCAAGCUGAAGUUGAGGAAGAAUAAGCGGUAUAGCAAGAUGAGGAAAAACAUGAGCAAGAUCGAGAAGAUCGCCAGAAAGGUUUCAAGACAACAGCUUAAAAUAAAGGAGCGGAAUGUUAACCAGAGUGUUCAGAUUCCUGCCCAAGCUGCUCAAAAUCCAUUGGUCAAGAAUUCGUAUAAGACUAAAUAAUAUUAGAAGGAAUGGACCUCUGAUCGAAUGCGCUCUUUCACAACUAAGGAGGUCUAAAGAGUACCAGACUCUUGAUAUCUCUAAAGAUGGCAGGAGGGAUUCUAACCUAGACUAUAAGACUAAAAAUAGUAUGAUGAUUGAUCAAAAGACAAAUGCAAUGAAUAAUCAAGAUAUUGACAAGAGUACCUUGAGCAUUGAGCAACGGAAACAGAACAAAUCUGCAGUGAAGAGCUUAGUUUACUGCAGCACUGUUCAAAGUAUAGGGAAGAAAAUCAGUGAAGCAAGCAUUGAGAAGAUUAGUGAUAUUGAGGAUAGAAAGAAAUCCAUCUCAAUGCUGAACAACAAAAUCGAGCCGUAUAAAAAUCUUCCAAAAAUUUAAGCCAAUUAAAGAGAAAAUUAUUUCUGAUACUCAAAAGAAAGUCUUAAAGGCUAGGAAUGAUAGGCGAAGGAACUCUGGAAGAAAUACAAAGGCUUUAAACCAGGACAUUCAAGAGUUCAAACAAAAGUUUAACACAAUCCAGAAUUCUGCAGGAAAAGUGAAGCCAAAACCAUUGAAGAUGCAUAAGACUCGGAAAAAUACAGUCGUGAAUGAUGAUGAACCUUGCUUUGGAACAUAUAGCGUAGUUGAUCUCCUGCAGAGACCAGCCAUUGCCAGCCAGUAUAUUCCCUCAAAAGGUUUCAGAUCAUUUUCAGGAAGGAAAAACAGAAAUGGGGUUAGAUCUAAUAUCUCAAACCCUGCUAAGAAGUCUGGAUGAUCUUUUAUUAUGCAUAAAGAAAGUCCAGAAAAGUUGAGGAUUUCUUAGACCCUUUGGUAGCUUUAACAUAUGCUUAAAACUUAAGCAUGGAGCAUGACAAUAUUUCCUGAGCUACUAAAAUUUU